Molecule: messenger RNA, 2027 nt
Organism: Carica papaya (papaya)
Lineage: Eukaryota; Viridiplantae; Streptophyta; Magnoliopsida; Brassicales; Caricaceae
Gene: NMT1
Product: myristoyl-CoA:protein N-myristoyltransferase
Biological process (GO): N-terminal peptidyl-glycine N-myristoylation
Cellular component (GO): cytoplasm
Molecular function (GO): glycylpeptide N-tetradecanoyltransferase activity
Source: RefSeq, a predicted model, not a curated record
UGCAGCGAAAAUUACAAAGAAUCACCGUCGUUACAGUUCUAACCCUAAUUUCCUCCACCCUUGUCUUCUUGUUUCCAUUUUCUGCCUUCCCUUCUCUCUGUUUCAAUCAGCAGACGAUCACCCUCCUCCCAUUUUCAUCUUACAACUUCUUCACUAACUCCAGUUGCCGACUUAUUAUCCGACCUUAUCUUCGUCGGCCCGGUAGCCACUCAGUCGCUCUCCGUCAACCCGCAGCUUGCAACAAUCUGCUCGGAUCUUGUCUUUUUAGCGAGCAGGAAAAAAAAAGCUUUGUUUGUUUUGGGGCAUUCCAUGUAAUUUUGUUGUCCUAUAGCCUUUGGGAAUUUCUUGUUUGUUGAGAUGGACGAUAACAACUCAGCACCUGGGUCUCCAAAAGAAAAUCCAGACCAGAGGUCUGAGAUAAACCCACCUCCAAAUGAUGAUAAUUCACUUGAAAUGAUAGUUCGAAGGUUCCAGGACUCAAUUUCCACAGGUAAGAAACACAAGUUUUGGGAAACCCAACCUGUAGGGCAGUUCAAGGAUAUUGGGGACACAAGCUUGCCUGAGGGUCCAAUUGAGCCACCAUUACCAUUAUCUGAGGUAAAACAAGAGCCCUAUAACUUGCCAAGUCCUUAUGAAUGGACUACCUGUGAUAUGGAUUCAGAAGAGACCUGCAAUGAGGUUUAUAACCUCCUGAAAAAUAACUAUGUUGAGGAUGAUGAGAACAUGUUUAGGUUCAAUUAUUCUAAGGAGUUCCUUGGGUGGGCUUUGCGCCCUCCAGGUUAUUAUCGAAGUUGGCACAUUGGUGUUCGUGUUAAAUCUUCAAAGAAGCUUGUUGCUUUCAUUACUGGUGUUCCUGCAAGAAUUAGGGUGCGUGAUGAAAUUGUCAAAAUGGCGGAGAUCAAUUUCUUGUGUGUUCAUAAGAAGCUUAGAUCAAAGAGACUUGCACCAGUCAUGAUUAAGGAAGUUACUAGGAGGGUUCACUUGGAGAAUAUUUGGCAAGCAGCUUACACAGCAGGAGUGGUUCUUCCGACACCGAUUACUACUUGCCAGUACUGGCAUAGGUCUUUGAAUCCAAAGAAGCUUAUUGAUGUUGGGUUUUCAAGACUUGGUGCAAGGAUGACUAUGAGUAGAACUAUUAAACUGUACAAGCUACCAGAUACACCAGCCACACCUGGAUUCAGAAAAAUGGAGCUUCGGGAUGUCCCUGCUGUAACUCGCUUGCUCAAAAAUUAUUUGGGCCAGUUUGUUGUUGCACCAGAUUUUGAUGAGGAUGAUGUGGAGCACUGGCUUCUUCCAAAAGAGAACGUGGUGGAUAGUUUCUUGGUUGAGAGCCCAGAGACUCAUGAGAUAACUGAUUUCUGCAGCUUCUACACUCUGCCUUCUUCAAUACUUGGCAACCCGAACUAUUCAAUUCUGAAAGCUGCUUAUUCAUAUUAUAAUAUUGCCACUAAGACUCCAUUGCUUCAGCUGAUGAACGAUACACUUAUUGUUGCUAAACAAAGGGAUUUUGAUGUUUUCAAUGCUCUUGAUGUUAUGCAUAACGAGACGUUCCUGAAAGAACUGAAAUUUGGACCAGGUGAUGGGCAGCUUCACUAUUAUCUCUAUAAUUAUCGGAUACAGCGUGCCCUAAGACCGUCACAACUUGGACUUGUGCUCUUGUAAUAUGUGUUCUGGUGUCGGGUCUAUCGUUUCAUCUGCUAUGCUGGUGAUUGACUAGACAGACAUGUUUUAUUUUUCUUGCAUCAGAAGCAGUCGAGGCUCAGAUUUCAUGUGUUUUGAAACUAAAUAUCCUCUGGAUAAAAGGUCCGUCAAUGGAUGUUUUGUUGGUCUGAAUUUCUAUUAAUGCUGUGAAUUGAUUGUUUUCUUGCAUAUUUAUUGCUUGAAUUUUAUGUCUGAAGUGGCUCGGAUGUAAACAUUUGCUAAUGAUGUUGCAUACUUUAUCAGGAAUUUGGUCUUGUUCAUUCAACUGAAUUGUUCAUCUUUGCUUGUGUCUAAAGAAAAAGCAUUCUGGCCUUCUUUGGGUUUCA